This is a messenger RNA of Striga hermonthica, 1089 nucleotides long. The record is from the annotation of a GenBank genome assembly. Lineage: Eukaryota; Viridiplantae; Streptophyta; Magnoliopsida; Lamiales; Orobanchaceae.
AUGCAGAUUCCGGUGAUCGAUCUCGGGCCUUACUUAGAAUUAUCUGGAAAAGACCCGAACCCCGAUGAAGACGACCUCGAUUCGGAGAUGAGGAUCCUUUGCGCGGAGGUCAGCCGAACCCUAAGAGAUACGGGAGCUUUACUCGUCAAAGAUCCACGGUGUACAGCUCAAGACAACGACCGCUUCCUCGAUAUGAUGGAGAAAUAUUUCGAAAUGCCCGACGAUUUCAAGCGCCGGCAAGAACGUCCCCACCUCCAUUACCAGGUUGGAGUAACACCGGAAGGGGUCGAAGUACCCCGCAGUUUAGUGGAUCGAGAAAUGCAAGAGAAGCUAAGAGCAAUGCCAGCAGAGUUUCAACCAGCCACUCCCACUGGACCAGAUCCAAAGUGGCGAUAUAUGUGGAGAGUUGGUCCACGGCCAUUGGUUACCCGUUUCAAGGAACAAAACUCGGAGCCUGUCAUACCAGAGGGGUUCCCUGAGUGGAAGGAUACCAUGGAUUUAUGGGGUUAUAAAAUGAUAUCUGCUUUAAAGGCUGUUGCUGAAAUGGCUGCAAUUGGAUUUGGUUUGCAAAAGGAUGCAUUCACUUCUCUUAUGAAGCAGGGAUCUCACCUGCUUUCUCCGACAGGAAGUGAUCUGAAACGACAUGGUCAAAUAGGCACUGUGUUUGCUGGGUACCAUUAUGACAUCAGCUUUCUUACAAUUCAUGGCAGGAGUAGAUUCCCAGGACUGAACAUCUGGCUUAGAAAUGGGCAGAAAAUGGAAGUCAAAGUUCCUGUGGGAUGCCUCCUUAUUCAAACAGGAAAGCAGCUAGAGUGGUUGACUGCUGGAGAAUGUACAGCUGGUAUGCAUGAAGUUGUCGUGACUGAUCGGACUAUAGAAGCAAUCAGAUUAGCUUCCGAGCAAAACCGCAGCUUGUGGAGAGUAUCCUCAACGCUUUUUGCGCAUGUAGCAACGGAUGAGGUGCUGAGACCUUUAGGACACUUUGCAGACUCACCCUUAGCCUUCAAAUACCCUCCUAUAUGUGAGGGUCAGUUUAUAGAACAGGAGCUCGCCGUUAUAAACCUGAAAGCAAACAAUGGGAAUUCCUGA